Messenger RNA from Penicillium soppii, 213 nucleotides. RefSeq lists its product as uncharacterized. Bases 1 to 213 code for a protein of 70 amino acids. NCBI's taxonomy places the organism in Eukaryota, Fungi, Ascomycota, Eurotiomycetes, Eurotiales, Aspergillaceae. The record is from RefSeq and is a predicted model, not a curated record. The transcript has a single exon.
AUGACGCCGCCCGCAACCAAGCUGUCAAGCCGAGCUCACCAGUGGGAGCUCAAGACCCGCAACACAAGGCGCAGACAAUUGAUCUGGGAUCUGUCGACCGGAAACCGUAAAGGCCAUCCACGCGAAGAAAUGAUGGCUCCAUUCAGUCGAACUGCCCAGCUCUCAACCAUCACGAGGACAGGAAAUCUGGACACAAAUCCGUGUUAUAGGUGA